Rhododendron vialii is the source of this 1288-nucleotide messenger RNA. Its product is annotated as folate transporter 1, chloroplastic. Gene Ontology annotation, biological process: folate import into mitochondrion; nucleotide transport. The record is from RefSeq and is a predicted model, not a curated record. Gene Ontology annotation, molecular function: FAD transmembrane transporter activity; folic acid transmembrane transporter activity. The coding region runs from base 85 to 1074 and encodes 329 amino acids. Lineage: Eukaryota; Viridiplantae; Streptophyta; Magnoliopsida; Ericales; Ericaceae. The transcript is spliced from 11 exons.
UGCAGUAAUUUGCAAUUCAUUUCUUAACUCCCUUCAGAAGAAUUAUUAGAACCUUCGCACUGACUCGGUGUGAGGAGAUCGCCAAUGUCGGCGUUAAAGACGGUGGACUGGCAAUGGCAGAAUGCAGUCGCCGGCUCCGUCGCCGGACUUGCUACCGUUGCUUUCUCGCAUCCCCUCGACGUCGUCCGUACUAGGUUUCAAGUUAGCGACGGCCGAACCUCCAACCUCCCAUUGUACAAGAACACGCCUCACGCGCUCUGGACUAUAGCUCGUACAGAGGGUCUCAGAGGGCUUUAUGCGGGGUUUUAUCCUGCAGUUCUUGGAUCAACUAUUUCAUGGGGUUUGUAUUUCUUCUUUUAUAGUAAAGCCAAAGAAAGGUAUUCAAAAGGCCGUGCGGAGCUGACACCAGGUCUCCAUCUCGCUUCAGCUGCAGAAGCAGGAGCUUUGGUGUGUUUUUGCACGAAUCCCCUUUGGCUCGUGAAAACAAGAUUGCAGCUUCAGACUCCUCUUCACCAGAAUCGGCCAUAUUCAGGGCUCUAUGAUGCUGUUAGAACUAUACUGAAAGAAGAAGGGUGGAGUGCAUUGUAUAAAGGGCUUGUGCCUGGUCUAUUUCUGCAGGUAACUCAUGGUGCCAUUCAGUUUACAGCAUAUGAGGAGCUACGGAAAGUUGUUGUUGAGUUUAGAUCUGCAGAUAGUGAAGACGACUCUAGUGCUGUUGAACUGUUGGGGCACUCUGUGUCUCUAUAUUCUGACGACCAUACCUUCUAUUGCAUUUCACAGAACACUAUUGACUAUGCUACACUGGGGGCAUCUUCUAAACUAGCUGCUAUUCUUCUUACUUAUCCAUUCCAGGUUAUUCGGUCUCGCUUACAGCAACGACCAAGUAAAGGAGGAAUUCCUAUAUACAUGGACAGCUGGCAUGUUGUGAAGGAAACUGCCAGAUUUGAGGGUUUCCGGGGUUUCUACAGGGGCAUCACACCAAAUAUGCUGAAAAAUGUACCUGCAGCGUCAAUAACAUUUAUUGUGUAUGAGAAUGUACUGAACAUGCUAAAAUAUGCAAGAAGGAAAGAUUGAUAUCUUUAUUUUUCUUUACCUUCAAUUCUUUUAGUAGCUCUUGUCAAAUUUAGAAUAUCUAGUUGCAAGGGAAAAUGAACGUGAAUAACAUAAAGCUCUUCUAGUCAUUGUGCCCUAUUUUUUUCCACUACUCAGCACGAAGAUUGCCACGGUCAUGUCAUGUAUUGAAGUACUUCCGCUAAUAUUGGCACCUGGAAAUUUCUUUGACCUUGCA